GGAUUGCUUGUGACUUUUUGGUAGCUUUUUUUUUUUUUUUUUUUAAAUUAACUCCCCCAAAUAGAAUUUGAAGAACGGUCUCUUUGAAGACGAAGAAAGUUUUGCAUAUGUUGUGAGACUUUCUCCCCUUCCACGCUGAUUGAAGGCAGGACUGAACAGGGGUGGCUGAGAUUGCGCAAGGCUUUGAGUGGCGGGGGGAAGCCGAGGCAGGAGUCCAGCCACAGAAAGAGGUCCUGGUGGGGGGGAAGAGGAGGAGGAGGUGCCUCCAGCCUGUCCCCUGCACGCAGAUGGAUUCUUCAUGUUUGCUGAAGAGGAGACAGUCAGCUCGGAGCUCCUGCACGCUGUGACCACAAGGCGCUAAAACAUGACACGGUGCCGUGGAUGGAGAAGUCCAUUAUUGACCCGGCGGGGGGCGGGCACUCUUCUUGACCUGCCGCGUGCGCACCUCUGCGUGUCAUCCGGUGGGACUCGAUGGAGGAAUCGGAGGAAGGAGAGACCAGAGACGACCUCUGUGAUGUUGGCGGAGGUGCUGCUGUGGGUGCUCCUGUUUCUGUUGCCUCUGGUUGAUGGAACUCGCGUUAAAGCCGAUGCCGGCGUGGACUCGGGUCACAUGGCGAGCCUGCUGGGUGACCAGGAGGAGCGACAACUUCCCGUCCUGCCAGAGGUGAUGGAGGACGAGGAGCAGGAAGUCGAUAACUACCCGUACUCUCCUUGGCAUCUUCUGUAUGAGCCCUCUGUUGUUGAUGAAGCGGACGACCAUCCGAGCGCUCGCUGGGUCGGCCGCACAGCGCGUUCCUCGGACCCCUCCGACCCUCAACUGAAAGGCUCGCCUAAGAAAAAGAAGAAGAGGAAGAAGAAAGAAAAGGACGACGUUGAGGACGCGGGGAAGGGGGACGGAAAAGGCCGAGGUAAACACAAGAAGCCCAAGCAAAGCAGCAGGGACUGCCACGUGGAGAAGCGAGAGAUGAAAGUCCGUGAUCUGGGACUGGGCUUCGACUCGGACGAGAUCGUCCUCUUCAAGUUUUGCGUGGGCACCUGCCAGUCUUCCAGGACUAACUACGACCUGGCGCUGAAAACCUUACUGCAGAACAACUCGCUCCCGCGACGCACCGCCCGCAAAGUCAGCAACCACCCUUGCUGCCGACCCGAGCGCUACGAGCCCGUGUCCUUCAUGGACGCGCAGACUACGUGGAGGACCAUCCAGUCCUUAUCUGCCGCCAGCUGCAUUUGUAUGGGCUGAAGUGACUGAACACAUGGGAGGAGUUUAAAAAAUACACCAAAGACUGAUAAAACAGGACGUGAUGGAAGCCACUUCCUGUUUGUUUUUGCCUGUCGUGGAGGACAAGGUCUGGGUGUGGCACAUUACUAGGUCAGUGUUUCCCAACCUUUAUUGAGCCAAGACACUUUUUUAAAAAUAAAAUGUCACAAAAAGUGGAUACAUAACAAUUCUACCUUCUGCCGUCAGAGCCUGUCACUAUAUGUUGCUGGCAUAAAUAGAUGAACAAAGAUACAUUAGUCAUCAUGAAUGAAAAAUUCAAAUUUGGAUCGUUUUCCACGGCACUCACAGAACACUGGUUGGGAAUCACUGGACUAGGGGGCAAAGGUCACUAUCAGAGCCAAGGUGGAGGCUUCAGAAAGCAGCUUGAGCUUUUAUUCAAUCUUCUUGUCAUCCAGGUAAAGGUCCAUGUACAAGUGCACUAUUUCUAUAAACUUUGAUAACAUUUUAACAACAAAAAUCAUCAUUUGCUUAUGUGAAAAUUAGCUUCCCUACAUUUUCAGCAAAGAAAUCAGAGUUAAAAGAACUAAUUGUCCCAACUUCAAGUCAUAAGUAAAAUCAACUCCGCAAAAUGUUUUUGAGCAAAUUGCUUUGUUAUGCUAACUAAAAUUGUUGCGCAAAAUGAUAAUAUUUCAUAUAUUUUAAAGUUGUCCCAACUUAAAUUACUGAUUUAGACCCCCCAAAAAUUGGAUAUUUUACAUUGCACUAGUGCGCAGAUUUCUUUUUUUUUUUUUAACCACUGAGUACAAAGAGCAUUCUAGUACAUGGACCUAAAACUCAAAUAAAUGCUCCAAAUACUUUCCCCAGGAAGGCCGUGAUGAAGCCAGAAUAUGGAUUUCUUGUUACGAACCAACACUUUUCCUCAAGCCACGUAUUUUGCAGACUCACAGGAUGGACAUUGUGAACGUGACUGCUUUGAUUUUGAACAUACGUGAUUCCCCAAAGUCUGAGACUCAAGCGACAGUACGAGCACCGACCGAGUGUUUAUCUUUUAAAAAAAAACAAGGUGACAGACGGAGGUGAAAUGUUCAAUAUUUACUACUCACAGAGAUGUCAGCUCUUCCCAGAAGUUCAAUAACAAGUAAAUGGGUUCAACGUUCAAGUGAGCUCAGCCGAAUGGAUGCCAUGCAUCUUCACGUAUUACUGUAUAAAAGUAAAAUAUAUUUAUUUCUGAUAAAUUAUUUAUUUAUUAUAGCUUCGUAUGAGAGCUGUUUUAUUCCACUAUGUAUUGAAGAUGUAUCUAUUUAUUGCCAAAAGUCAGAUUUCAUAUUAUCUCUGCUCCCGCAUUUCACAAUGUACAUAGUACUUCAUAAAGGUGCUGUAUCUCUUUUCAGAGUAGUCCAACUCCUCACAAAAGACGUCAGACCUUGUAGCUGAUGCAAGCAAGGGCUCACCUCUGGAUUUGUUUUUGUGAAAACAACAGCUUGAUAAAAACUUCACCACAAACGGACGUCCAGUGGAAUGACAUUGUGUGCAUAAUAAAUACCCUUGCAUAAAA
Messenger RNA from Syngnathus acus (greater pipefish), 2774 nucleotides. RefSeq names its product artemin. Bases 365 to 1240 code for a protein of 291 amino acids. Gene Ontology annotation, molecular function: glial cell-derived neurotrophic factor receptor binding; receptor tyrosine kinase binding; growth factor activity. The record is from RefSeq and is a predicted model, not a curated record. NCBI's taxonomy places the organism in Eukaryota, Metazoa, Chordata, Actinopteri, Syngnathiformes, Syngnathidae. The transcript has 5 exons.